Messenger RNA from Cylicocyclus nassatus, 1397 nucleotides. The record is from the annotation of a GenBank genome assembly. Lineage: Eukaryota; Metazoa; Nematoda; Chromadorea; Rhabditida; Strongylidae.
AUGGGCCGAGAAACAAUUGGAGAUUUCUUUUAUCAUUCUGAAGUGCCUAAACUCGAUGUAUUAGAUCUAAGAGACACCACAAAAUACAAAUACACAGCAGAGCCCACCAUAAAAAGAGCCGAAUCGUUCUCUUCCUUGAGUACACCGCGAAAGGAGCCAGGAUACAAAUGGAACAUGUACUAUAUUCUCUGGAGGAUCAAUGAAUUCAUUGAGCUACGACAUCUUUUUAUGAUAUUUAUGAUUACCGCCUACACUGCCCUGGGCGCAUAUCUCCUUUACACGAUUGAAUCAAAAAAUGAAAAAGCGAUCUACCCCACUCGAAUGAAGGAUCUGACAGCAGCUGUCGUUGAUUUAGCCAAGAAGUAUAAAGAAGAGAAGAAAUCUAACAGAUCUGUGCUGUUAGAAGAGUUGAAGGGAGAUUACAAAAAGCUUCAAAGUUUUGAAAACAUUUAUAAAUGGUCUACAUAUUAUCGCAUCGAAGAACAAUACAAAUGGAAUGCAUGGAGUGCAACUUUCUUUGCGAUGAAUUUAUACACAACUGUGGGUUACGGUACUAUUGCUGCUGAAACCCUAACAGGAAUCGCUUGCGUCAUGAUCUACACAAUGUUAUUCUGCCCUAUAACCAUGGUUAUCAGCCGUGAUUUGGGACAAUGUGGCCUCGUCUAUCUGACCAAAUUCUAUGGCUACAUAAAAUAUAGAUUUACGUCAACUGCAGAAAAAGCCGCAAUUCUUGCCGACGAUCUCGUCAUUUUGCCUGUGAAAUACGGAUGGGUGGCUAUGUUUGGAUUUCUGGGCUUGACUACAGUAUUUCUCUACUUCUAUGAUGGCUUAACAGGACCAGAUGCUGGAUUAUCGUGGUGGGAGUGCUUUUACUUUUCCGUACAAACUUAUACAACUGCUGGAUUUGGAGAUAUAAUGCCCAUAAAUGUUACGUUUGACCCAAUCGUCGGCCUAGUCUACUUCUUUUGUUUGCCGGUUCUGAAGGUCGUAAAUCGAAUGACGUACUUAUACUUGGAGAAUGGAAUACAUGGAUAUUUUGCGAUAGUUGAUUCAACAAUAAAUUCUUAUUUGAAUACUCUACAUUCGUCGGAAAAACCGAAAGCUCUUACCGAUCUCGCUACAAGCACAAGUGAAGAUUAUUAUAACAAAGAGCUUGAAUGGGCAAAUGGUUUGACGAUACGCUCGUUGGCUGCGAUGGCAUCCAGUCCGGCUGACGUUUUCGGUGGAGCUCUCGGAAGAAUCGACCUACGGGCUGAAGACCUACAGCCCGUGCGUAAAGGCUCGAAAAAUUAGUGGAAUUUGUUUCAAAUCUUGGAUACAGUUUUAAUUGUUUAUUCAUUAUGAUAAAGUGUAUAAGAAAGCGUGAGGACAUGUUGCAAGUGCAAAAUAAAGCUUUU